Messenger RNA from Strongylocentrotus purpuratus (purple sea urchin), 2008 nucleotides. RefSeq lists its product as uncharacterized. Bases 481 to 1194 code for a protein of 237 amino acids. The record is from RefSeq and is a predicted model, not a curated record. Lineage: Eukaryota; Metazoa; Echinodermata; Echinoidea; Camarodonta; Strongylocentrotidae. The transcript is spliced from 4 exons.
GCAUUAUGGUAGCCACCCGUCUGGAGAGGCUACUCAUUUUCCACACUCGGUACUCGCCCCAUUUGCAUCGAAAAAAUCGCCUAAUACUUAGGAAGUAUACCAUCUGGUCGUACGAAUUGGAUAAUUUCAUGUUCUGUGGUAUCGCAGCUUGGUGCUCCUACUGUGAAUUAACGGGAAAAGGGAUCAAUUUUGCCAUAAUUCUCGACUGAAACUGGGAGAGGUGUGGACUAUCGGGACGUUUCGGCUGCAUUCGGAAAACCUGGCUAGACUUCGGCCUUGCAGAUAUUAUUAGCCAGACUGGUGCAAAUAUACAUGGCAUGUAUGCACAUACAAACGUGGGUAUAGCAGAAUGCACCCCUUGUAGCGAGCUUUCUACAUAGCUAGCUAUCCGUGCAUGUAUAGUGUGUGCGCAUGCAGCAAUGUGUGCAUGCAGUAGUAUCAUCGGUCCAGAAAUCAUGGCAGGCGCUUAGGUGAAGCCACAUGAGAGGUUGUAACGAGCGGAGGUUUCGCCGUUUUAACCCGGGGAAGGUGCCUAGCCCGGCGAUUUCUGCAUACAUUUGUUACAUGAGUAUGGACCGCCAAACCGAGUCUUUUGUAUGCCUAGGUUUGAUAGUUAUCCUGCUACAAAAUACUGGUAGAUCACAAGCUGAGUGCUCCAAGAGAUUCACCGACCUGUCUGGCCAAAUCAUUGACACACUUCACAAAGACAACCGAGGCAACAACAACCGAGGUACCUCCCACACGUCCACCUGUCGCUACCGGGUCUGCGCCCCUCCGGACCACUACAUAGUGCUGAACAUAACCCGGCUGGAAGGGACACCCCUUCCCGCCGCCGGCCGCUCCUGCCUACCAAGGGCGGUGAUAAAGAGCGGCGGCCCCCUGGGUAAGGCCGCUACCCCGCUGGCCACGCUCUGCCAAGGGGAGCAGCCCCUUCCUCUGGUGGUGCAGUCACAGGGUAACGAGCUCCGCAUCGUCUUCAGGAGCCAGGGCUGGCAGACGAGCACUUUCCAGGCUUCCUUCACCUUCCAUAAGAGAACAGGUCCAUCUUCUUGUAUAGCAUGCCCUUUGGUGCAAAAGCUCAGCGAGUCAAUGAAUGCUUCUUUCACGUUGCAACCUCAGAACGAGUCACAGAACAGUCAUUUGGAGGUGCCAGAUGGUGAGUUUUUAAAUCCCUUUAAAUCCUUUAAAAUUUGAUCACAUGCUGUACUUCAAAUUGGCACCAACAUUUUUCGUUAAGUGCUACAUUAUUUGGAUAAAAUGUAAUGUCUUUGAAAGCAACUCACAUGAGUACGAACUUUGUUGAAAGGUUCAAAUCUUGGAAAAUUUGGAUUAAAAAACAAUGAUUUUGAACCUGUCAACGUGUCGCUAAUUGAAGGAUUUUAAAGCUUAUUUUCAUUUGAAAAAUGUCUGAUUCCUGAAUUAGCUGCUUUGAAUUUUCACAUAGUAAACAUCUGAAGACGCAAUUUGGGAACGUUCGGUGACUCUUGUCUAUGAAACCUACUUCUCCAUCUAGCUGUUUUGAUGAAAUUGCAGCAUUUUCUAUUUAUACACAUUAAUCUUCCAAGCUAAAUUUGAGGAUUAGGCAUUUCUCAAGUGGAAAUACGAUCCAUAAUAAUCAUGUUCGAAGCAGCAUUACGGCGAUACUGGGUAUCUUCUACGUGGGUAGAUUCUUGAAUUGCCGCCGGGGAUAUGGAUCUACCGGUAAUCAUUUCACAACAACAGAUUUUCCUCUGAUACUGUUUGUUUCCCUGCGUCACGUCUGUCUGUCUGUCUUCACGCGAUGCAUCCGAGUAACGAGACAUACGUUUGUCUCGUGGAAGUCUGAGAUUUUUAUCGAUGGGUAUGGAUUACAAAACAAACGGUCACGGGAGGAUUGCUUUACCACCCGCCAUAUUGCAUUCAAGAUCGGGAAUCAAUCAGGAUUAGAUUACAUGGAUAAUGUGAAAUUAGCAUGAAUGUAAAAUGUCAUAUGGUGGUGGUGGUUAUUUUACCUGACUGCUAAGAAAGC